This is a messenger RNA of Gallus gallus (chicken), 3691 nucleotides long. It is a transcript of the gene NAALAD2, whose product is annotated as N-acetylated alpha-linked acidic dipeptidase 2. The transcript is spliced from 19 exons. Bases 1182 to 2861 code for a protein of 559 amino acids. NCBI's taxonomy places the organism in Eukaryota, Metazoa, Chordata, Aves, Galliformes, Phasianidae. Gene Ontology annotation, molecular function: carboxypeptidase activity. The record is from RefSeq and is a predicted model, not a curated record.
GCCUCCCGCACAGCUGCCUGUAUGGCCAGGAACAGGGCCACUCUCUGCACACGGCUGGGCUGCCCUGCGCUGCUGGGCUGCUUCGUGCUGGGCUUUCUCACAGGAUGGUUGACAAAGCCAACCGAAAAAAAACGCGACUCUUCAGAUGUCUAUCAGAGUGUGAGACAGAGACUUGUGGAUGAAAUGAAAGCUGAAAGCAUCAGGCUAUUCCUUCGGAACUGAGCAGAAUUUUCUUCUUGCCAAACAAAUUCAAGGCCAGUGGAAGGAAUUUGGAUUGGAUUCAGCAGAACUUGUUCAUUAUGAUGUGCUGCUUUCCUACCCAAGUGAAACGCAGCCAAACUACAUCUCAGUAAUUGAUGAUCGAGGGAAUGAGGAGAAUUAAUAGGUAGAAGUGAAGAGGUAAGAUGGAGCUGCUAGAGAAGCAUCAUAGCACAUUGGCAGGAAUGGAAACCCCUGGUAGGAACUGAGGAAUAUGUGCUCAGGAAGGAAUGAACUUAGAGGUAAAAGAAUGGAGAAAGCCUUCCAGGAACUCCUUAAGACAGUCUCUGAGAGAGACUCUCAUAAGGUGACAAAGAAUAAAAGUAAACCUUGAGACAACAUGAGUGUUACAGAUAGAUAGUUGUGAAAGGCUGUGUGUUUAACUGGAGCAUAACUAUUUCAGAGAGGUGAAGACAUGAAUAAUAACAUAGGUGGGAGUUAUCACAAGAAAUGCCCAUGAUGGCAUGGAUGAACUAGGUGUCUUUAUAUUGUCAUCACCUCUUGGCAUUUUUCAGCUACUUCUUUACUUAAGUGACUGAUGAGCAUCUUCUGACAAGUGAUCUGUAUUCAUAGCAGCAUUAUGUUAUAAAAAUUCAUCCUCAGCUGAUUUUUCUUUGAAGUUAUGCAUGGUGUUUAGCAUUCCAUCUUUCUGCUGACAGUUUAAGGAAAUUAGCAUAUCAUUUGCAUUAGCCAAACUUAUACCUUGAGGUACAUUGCUUGACCAAAGACUUAUGUUGUUUAUUGAUAGAUUUUCAAUACUUCAUCAUUUGAACCACCUCCUCAGGGAUAUGAAAAUGUUACUGAUAUAUUGCCACCAUAUAAUGCUUUUUCAGUGUCGGGAACGCCAGAGGUAAGAAAGAAAAGCAGAUCUGGUAUAUGUGAAUUAUGGUCGCACUGAAGAUUUUUUUAAGCUGAAGCGUGAAAUGGGAAUUAACUGUACAGGAAAGAUUGUCAUAGCCAGAUAUGGGAAGAUCUUCAGAGGAAACAAAGUUAAAAAUGCCGUUUUAGCAGGAGCCAUAGGGAUCAUACUUUAUUCAGACCCUGCUGACUACUAUGCCCCAGGAGUAGAUCCUUACCCAGAUGGCUGGAACCUUCCAGACAGAGGAGUCCAGCGUGGGAAUGUGCUGAACCUGAAUGGAGCUGGGGACCCUCUAACACCUGGUUAUCCUGCAAAAGAGUACAUUUACCGAUACAAAGUUAAUGAAGGUGUAGGGAUUCCAAAAAUCCCAGUUCAUCCCAUUGGCUAUCACGAUGCAGAAGUGUUAUUAUAUGCAAUGGGAGGACCUGCAGCUCCAGACAGCACCUGGAAGGGAGCUCUCAAUGUGUCUUAUAACAUAGGGCCAGGAUUUGUACGCAAUAUUUCAACAAGAAAAGUCAGGAUGCACGUUCAUACAAACAAUAAAGUUGCUCGAAUUUACAACGUCAUUGGUAUCAUCAGAGGAGCUGUGGAACCAGAUAGAUACAUUAUUUUAGGAGGUCAUAGAGACUCCUGGGUGUUUGGUGGUAUUGAUCCAAGUACGGGUGCAGCUGUUCUUCAAGAGGUUGCUCGAAGUUUUGGUAAAAUGAAGACGGAAGGUUGGAGACCUAAGCGAACCAUCAUUUUUGCCAGUUGGGAUGCGGAGGAAUUUGGUUUGCUGGGUUCCACAGAAUGGGCUGAGGAAAAUGCCAGAGUCCUCCAGGAACGGGCAGUGGCUUACAUCAACACGGAUUCUUCUAUAGAAGGCAACUACACACUAAGAGUUGACUGCACCCCUCUUCUCUACAAACUGAUAUAUAAUCUAACGAAAGAGAUUUCAAGCCCUGAUGAAGGUUAUGAAAAUAAAUCUCUUUAUGACAGUUGGCUUGAGAAAGACCCUGCACCUGAAAAUAACAGUUAUCCCAGAAUAAACAAACUGGGAUCAGGCAGUGAUUUUGAAGCUUACUUCCAGCGACUGGGAAUUGCAUCUGGCAGAGUCCGCUACACCAAGAACAGGAAAACAGACAAAUUCAGCAAUUAUCCUGUUUAUCACACUGUGUAUGAGACCUUUGAGUUAGUGGAAAGAUUUUAUGACCCCACCUUCAAGAAACAGCUAGCAAUUGCCAAGCUGCGAGGCAAACUGGUUUAUGAACUUGCAGAUUCCCAGGUCAUUCCAUUCGACUGUAGAGACUAUGGAGAGGCCUUAAAAGGAUACAGUGACAGAAUUUAUAAAUUGGCCAAGAAACAUGAAGAACAGCUGAAAACAUACAGAGUGUCAUUUGAUCCUCUUUUUUCUGCUGUGGGGAACUUCUCAGAGGCUGCUGCUGAGUUUCACAGGAGGCUUGAGCACGUGGACAGGAAGGACCCAGUCGCAGUGCGAAUCAUGAAUGAUCAGCUGAUGUUUAUAGAAAGAGCUUUCAUUGAUCCUCUUGGCUUACCAGGAAGGAAGUUUUACAGACAUGUCAUCUUCGCUCCAAGCAGCCACAACAAGUAUGCUGGAGAGUCCUUCCCAGGUAUCUAUGAUGCCAUGUUUGAUAUUGAAAGCAAAACCGAUCUUCACGGAGCCUGGGAAGAAGUUAAGAGGCAGAUUUCCAUUGCAGCCUUCACUGUGCAGGCAGCUGCAGAAACACUGAAAGAAGUAGCAUAGGAUGAUGGCUUUGAAAAAUGCACUGUACUCUGGCUACUGCAGUGACCAGCCUCAGCUAACUGCCUACUGUGUCUGAGCUCCCAACCUUCAAAAGCAUUGUCUUAGAGGUUUACGCAGAGACUCGUGAACAGUGAGGAUCCAUCACUGUGUACCUCCAUCCUGUAUUUGCAUUUUGGAAAACAGAGAUUAUGGGAUAACUGAGAACUGACCUCUCUGCUCCUGUUGAUGCUCUCACCAAUCCCAAACCAGUGGCAGCUCUGAUCUUUUUCUUCUUUCCCAGAAGAGCUCUUUCACACAGUGAUGUCCUCUUCCAGUUGAAGGGGGUGGAUGACAGCAUUGCCACCAUUGGUGUAGGGCUGAAGUGUAUGGAGUAAUUCUGUCUUCUGUUAAGACCUGAGAUAGUUUUCCAUCAGGAGCUGCAUAUAGAAUCAUAGAAUCCUUAGAAUUGGAAGGGACCUUUAAUGGUCACCUAGUCCAACUCCCCUGCAAUAAACACGGACAUCCACAGCUAGAUCAGAUUGCCCAGGGCCUGAUCCAGCCUCACCUUGAAAGUCUCCUGGGAUGGGGCAUCAACCACAUCUCUGGGCAACCUGUUCCAGCACCUCACCACUCUCAUUGUAAAAUACAUUUUCCUUGUAUCCUACUUAAAUCUACCCUCUUUAAGCUAGAAGCCAUUUCUCUUUGUUCUAUCAUUGUGGACCCUGCUAAAGAGUCUGUCUCCUUCCAUCCUGUAGAUCCCCUUUAGAUAUUGAAAGUCCAAACUGUACAAAACUGUUUAAUUUGUAAAAAAGUAAAAAUAAAAUAAAAAAUAAGGUUUCAUUUGCUUCUAA